AAUCUCUAUUGUAGGAAGGAUCAGAUUAGCUGUGAAUCCUUUUGAAAAAACAAUAAAUAUAAGCGGUGUAAUUCAUAUUUGAAACAAUAAUUUGGUUUAUGGGCGUAUUUAGAAUGUAGCUAAAUUUUAGUUGCUUCCGAUAUACGUAUGUUUCAUGAUUGCUAUUAAUUGACAAGAGACGAAUAUCUGACGUUUAAUUUUUUCAGAGUAAAUCUGAACGCAUUAGAUUGUUUUGAAGGAAGUUUCCUUGCCUUUUGAUCGACGAGAGCGUUUUUUUGAUGGUCUUCCCUCUGCGAAAAUCUUCCCGGAAUGUUUCUUUCGGUAUUGGGGAUUUUUAUUUUUUCAGAAGCGUUUUCUUUGCUUCAAGGAGUACCAAUUUUUGAGCCCGUAGGAUGCUACCUGGACAGUGGUGCUUCACCUCGUCCCAUGCCGCUGCUUCUCAGGGACUUUCGUCCAGAAAUAAACUGGAAUAAUGUCGAGGCUGUAAUUGAACAGUGCGCAAGCUUGGCAUACAAUAGAAGUUUCAGUUAUUUUGGACUGCGCUAUUAUGGACAAUGUUGGUCUGGAGCAACCGCUGAUCAAACGUACAGUCGUGACGGACCAGCUGAAAGAUGCGUGAGAGGAGUAGGCCUGAAAUCUACUUAUUACGUCUACAAAUUCUAUGACUACAGUCAUCAAGUUGCCGGAUGUAAUAUGGCGUGGAAGGCUCAGGAUAACUUCUGUUUUCUUGUGACUGCAAGUAACAGUUCAACCGAAAAUAAAAUGAAAGAAUACUGCCAAAAGAAUGAAGGGGAAUUGUAUUACGCGACAAGUAAAAGUGCAUUCCGCCUUCUGGAACAGUUCCUUUACACGAUUAAGUCGAGUGUGGAUAGUGGAAAAUCUUCUCAGUGUAUUGUAGUAGCUCUCGUGAAUGCGAGCUCCUUCUCCACUUUACCUUUGACACAAAAAAAUGUAUCAAACUCGAUGACGCACAUCUGCGCCAUAAGAUCGCCAAAUCAAUGGAAGUUUCAGGAAUGCCUUGUUAACAGUUGUGAUCAUCUGUGCAUCGCGCCUAGAGAUGUCAGCCCUGUUUCUGGAACCUUCAUUCAGCAUGCCACAGACGCUGCUUUCAUAGGUCACAUGAUUACUAGCUUGCUUGUUGAUGACAUCACUGUAUGUGCGCGUGAAUGUUUGCUCUAUCGUAAUUGUGUGUCGUUUAACUUCGAGUAUCUACCGACUGGAGGACGUGAAUUAAUGAGUUCAGGAAGAGUCUGCGAGCUAAAUGACGAAAUUAGAGACAGCUGCUGGGCGAAAUUUCACCAACGGAACGGUUAUAAAUAUUAUGAAAGGCUGCAAUUGUAGAUCAGUGUUUCCUGAGUGUUUUCUAAAAUUAGAAUUUGUCGAAGAAUGACUUUUCCCAUCCCGAGACUUGGUGUUCUGCGAAAUGGUUCAAUUUGGAUGUAAAUAGGAGAAAGCAAAUUGUCAAAGGCGCCAAAUGCUGUAAAAACUAACGCUCAUAUCGCCACCCUCGGAGGACACAAAAAGUUUUUGUGUUUUUUUUUUUCGCACUCUGUCCCUCUGUUUUGAGAGGUUAUACGGACUGCCACGUGAUAUGAAAAAAUCUUGCAUGAGAACUGAUGGUAAAAAAUUGACGUGGAUUCAAGUGUCAGUAGGCACUUCCGAUAUGUGUACGUCCCAAAAAAAAAAAUAAUGCAUCUGAUGUUUAAUUGUAUUUUUGGCAUUAGAUGAAAAAGUGUUAAUUGAAGUCUGACUUGUUAUGAAGUAGAAGAGCUCACUUUUUAAUUUCUUGUCGGCUAGUAACUUCCUCAGCGUACACGAAGAUGAGCAAUGUUGCCAAGCAACGCAUUCUUCCUUUACGUUUUCCCCAAUGAUAAGAUUCAGACAUGUCAUGGGUAAACCUCUUAAGGUAUAUUCAUAAAUUCUUCUUGAUACAGCUUUAAUAAUUUUCGGAAAAGUGUACGGAUUUACCUGCCCGAUAAUUAUGGGCUGAGAAACGGCAAAGGUCAGCUGCUAAAAAAAGUAAACAUGAACAAAAGUGUUUUUAGCAUAUGUGUUAAGAAAGAAAUGACAAGCUUUUCCGAAAGCAAAUAUCGAGAAAGUAUUCAAAGGAAAACGUAUUUCUUGUUUCUUCUAGUAAUUCAGGUAAUAAAACAAUAAUUUGGUUAUCUUUCACAACGCCAAUUUUCUGGUAACACGAAAACCAGUAGAAAUUUUCCUUUCAAUUAAUUUUCCAAUCAGGAACAAAACGAA
Stylophora pistillata is the source of this 2250-nucleotide messenger RNA. RefSeq lists its product as uncharacterized. The record is from RefSeq and is a predicted model, not a curated record. NCBI's taxonomy places the organism in Eukaryota, Metazoa, Cnidaria, Anthozoa, Scleractinia, Pocilloporidae.